This is a messenger RNA of Prunus persica (peach), 1947 nucleotides long. RefSeq names its product purple acid phosphatase 3. Bases 539 to 1537 code for a protein of 332 amino acids. The record is from RefSeq and is a predicted model, not a curated record. The transcript is spliced from 7 exons. Gene Ontology annotation, molecular function: ferric iron binding; acid phosphatase activity; ferrous iron binding. NCBI's taxonomy places the organism in Eukaryota, Viridiplantae, Streptophyta, Magnoliopsida, Rosales, Rosaceae.
AGUUUGAAGCAAUCUAUUUAAAAACACUAAAAUGAAAGGCAUGCAGCUAACCAUGACACUUUUUAUAUAUAUAUAUAUAGUGAUUACUGAACAGACAAAUGCAUGUGAUAAAAGGUAUUCUUUCGGGGGCGGUUUUUCCAUCAGUUGAGUUGAGAUAGACUACCCCUGCCACAGUGCGUUAUUAGUGGAUAAAUUUCUUGUCGAUUUGUGUAUAAUUAAUCGUAAACGUCAUGUGUGGCCUCGCGAACCCCAUGCUCCAUUAUUCAUUUUGAUAGCCUUAGCCUUGCGAUUCCAUUUUGCCCUUUUGAUAUAUGUAACUAUUGUCACCCUAUCCAAUCCAUUGAGUGCUCAAAUCACACGCAUCCAUAUCUUUUUGUUUAAUCUAUAUGUUUGUAUGCAACCCAACUCAACCAUAUAAAAAAGACAGGGGGUUGCCUUGCUUUGCUUUGGAGAGACCCUCCAUACCAUUUUAAUCUUCUUCUGUUUCCAUUUCUCUACUCUUCCCUUGUUCUUAAUUAGCUAAGCCAGCUAGCUAGCUAUGGAAAUGAAGACCAGGACUAUUGCAAGUGUUUUGAUCUCUGUUCUAGUUGUGUGCAGCUUGUCUUGUGCAGCAGAGCUACUACGACGAUUCCAGCACGCACCCAAAGCCGAUGGAUCUCUUAGCUUUUUGGUUCUUGGAGAUUGGGGAAGAAGAGGAGCCUUCAAUCAAUCUCAAGUUGCUCUUCAGAUGGGAAUAAUUGGUGAGAAGUUGGAUAUUGAUUUUGUAAUAUCCACGGGGGAUAAUUUUUACGAUAAUGGAUUGACGGGCAUCGACGAUCCAAAUUUCGAAGACUCAUUUACCAAAAUCUACACAGCACCGAGCCUGCAGAAGCAAUGGUACAAUGUUCUGGGUAAUCAUGAUUAUAGAGGUGAUGUUGAAGCACAACUGAGUCCUGUUCUCAGAGAAUUGGAUGCCAAAUGGCUUUGCUUGAGAUCCUUCAUAGUUGAUACCGAAAUUGCAGAGCUUUUCUUUGUGGAUACAACUCCCUUUGUUGAUAAAUAUUUCACUCAUCCAGAGGACGCUGUCUAUGACUGGAGUGGCAUAUUACCCCGAAAUCAUUACUUAUCAAAUCUCCUCAACGAUUUGGAUUCAGCAUUAAAAGAAUCUACUGCAAAGUGGAAGAUCGUCAUUGGCCACCACACGAUUAGAAGCGCUGGAUAUCAUGGUGAAACAAAGGAGCUUGUAACACAGCUUCUCCCAAUUCUUCUGGAGAAUAAUGUUGAUCUUUACAUGAAUGGGCACGACCAUUGCUUAGAACAUAUAAGUAGUCCCGACAGCCCACUUCAGUUUGUAACAAGUGGUGGUGGGUCAAAGGCAUGGAAGGGUGAAGCUAGUCUGUACAAUCCAAGCGAAAUGAAAUUGUAUUACGAUGGGCAGGGUUUCAUGUCAGUGCAAAUCACUGAAAGACAAGUGGAUAUUGCCUUCUAUGAUAUUUUUGGCAAUGUCCUGCAUAAAUGGGCCACGUCAAACCAGCUUUACCCUACCAUCACCAUGUAACGCAGACCAGGACGAGGACGAGGACGGGGACAAGGAGGAGGAGAGCGUCGACUCGACAUGCACCUGCAUUGGCCAUGUCUAAGAUUAAUUCCUGUCAAAUUAUUAAGUAAUGCUAAGCGCUAAUUAGCCUACUACAACAUAAAUUGUUGAAUUAUAAGUGCUUGAGUUGAUUUCAGGAUUAAGAGUUUUUGUUUUCUGCUUAUUUGUAUUUCUUUAUACUUAGUCCAGGUGUCAUAGCUUGAUUGGUUAGAUAGUGAAUGGCUGAGAUUGCUUUGAUGAAAUGCAUCCAGCUGGUACUGUGCAUAACGGUUAUUUCUCCUCACACUAAGAGUGAGUUGUAGUACAAAAAAAAUCUAAGCUAAUGAGAAUGUUCUCUCUGCUACACGUAUAGCAGAGCAGUUUUGGAUUUC